Molecule: messenger RNA, 4538 nt
Organism: Vollenhovia emeryi
Lineage: Eukaryota; Metazoa; Arthropoda; Insecta; Hymenoptera; Formicidae
Gene: rau
Exons: 6
Coding region: 610-1767 (385 amino acids)
Biological process (GO): positive regulation of fibroblast growth factor receptor signaling pathway; signal transduction; positive regulation of epidermal growth factor receptor signaling pathway
Source: RefSeq, a predicted model, not a curated record
CACGAAGGCGCGGCGCCUACACGGACGAACGGGCAACACAAUCGCGUACGCUACACAAGAAGGUCGUUCUCUUUCCUCUGCCUCGUCCGUUCGCCGGCGCGCGAACGCUUACUAUGCCGGUUUACUCGCGCGCGUUCGCCAGUCGCGACCGAACGCUCGCGGAGCGCACACCGCGGUGCAGCUAUCGCCGCGCGUUGCCGAACUCUGAUAUCUCAAGUUCGCCAACGAGCUCCGUCGAAUUUCCCUCGAGAAAACGGACUCUCGUUACGCCUCGUCGUUCGUUAUGUCUCGUUGAACAACGACUCGGGAACGCUUCGUGACGGGCGCGAAGCGAUUCGUUCUCGUGAAACUAUAUGCCGAAAUGCGCGCCGAAAGUCUCCGCUCGUGCAUUCCGUCGAACGCAGCGCGAUUGUGACCGGUGGUGAAUCCGCUUGGUGUGUUGUGACCACCGCGUUAUCGACUGCCGUCUGGUUUAGGACGGUGAAACCGGGUGACUUCAAUGCCGCGCAUUCGUCAAUUCUGAAUGUUUGGCGCGUAUUGACGCCCGGACUAUCGCGAGUGCGCAGACCCGCUCGACUGUGAAUUUAAUUAAAAUAAGAAGAAGGAGGAAUGCUGAAGCACGUGUCGAUCUCGCCGUGGAGAGGGCGGGCGGACAGCGUGAGCCUCUCUUCCAGCGGCGGCGCGAGUAGCUGCGGAAGCGGAAGUCCCACCCCCGGUCACACACCGCCACCCUCGAGAGCGUCCUCAUGCGCAUCCCUUGCACCCUUGACCGCCCUGUCGAGCUUCUCGCCGGCUGAUACCGCGCCCCAGCAGACCACCAUAAAGGUCUACGCCAACUGCCUGCGACCGGACAUCGAGUAUAAGACUCUGAGCAUCACCUAUGAGACGACUUGUCGCGAGGUUGUGCAAAACCUUCUCAACAAGUAUCGCAUGAGACACCGCGACCCCCGGUUGUUUUAUCUGACCAUGGAGGUUACCGUGAGGAGGGCCAAUGUGCGUACCGUCCUGCCGCUCGACGAGGACGCGAGGCCAGCCGUCCUGCAGUCCUGCCAUCCUCGCGGCGAUUCCAAGUUUUCACUGCAGACACAUCGCGGCGGACUCAUCAAAAUAUACGACAGCGCACUCAUGUCCGGGUCUAAGUACAAGAGCCUUUUGGUCUCGGAGCAGACCACCGUAGACGAGUUGAUCCAGAUGUUGCUCAGUUGCUACAGCUCCAAGGAACCGGUGGAGCAAUUCUCUCUCUACGAGGUCUGCGAAGGUGAAGAGUACCAAAGGAAAUUGCACCCCGACGAUUCACCGCUCAAGGUCACACAACGGUGGACUAGUGCGGAUCGACAUCUUCGCAUUAGGCGCAAUCCAGAUUACAACCAGCAUAGGCGGAGGAGUAUGUGGGCGUCAGACUCAAGCAUCACCAUGGCGAUGUCGAGGCUGAAUCUCCACGAUAGUCUACCUACCCACUACAAUCCGAGAAUCGAGAACAACAAUCAUUUGAGCCUGCAUCAUCUCGCUGGAAAAACUAGCGUUACCGCCAACAACAACAACAACAACAACAACAUCAUCAUUCGGGAUCAGCAUCACUCGUCGUCAUUAGGUUCCAUCAGUCAGACCUCGCGAAUCGUGUCCCAUGGAACGGGUCUGCCGCAAGUGCAGCUGCCGCGGUUGCAGCAAUUCCCGCAGAGCGUUCCAUCGACGCCGCUCUCGGUGAAGCACUCAAAACACGUGACUGCCUCCUCUUACGCAGAUUACGAAAAUUAUCUCUUUAUAUAAGGACCGAGUCGUUAACGGGCCUACGUAAGCGCGAUUGAAGUCGAUAGAAGCUAUCGUCGAUCGCAGAAGUUCAUCCCUGCGAAACGGUCAGAGUUACCAGAGACUCGUUGGAGACACGAGAGAACAUACGCUGCGAUUGCGAUUGUUCGACAGCAUUUGCCUUCGUGUGUAACAUUUAGAUGUCAAGUAUGAGCACUAUGAGGCGCGCGAGCAAACGUGUACCUUCAGUUUUGAUGAAAAAAGAUAACUUGCCUCUCUUGUUACAAACUAGAUUUAAACUACCGUUGCAACAACAAGUAAGUACUUGUUUGGAUUAAUUUUGUUAUAAUAGUCCGACAAAACUAUUAUAACAAAUUUGUACAAAGAAAUACAUGAUAAUUCUCAUUAUCAUUAGUAUGUUCAAUGUAAUAUUUUUAUGAAUAACAGGAGUUCUCUAAACAACAUUUGAAAAGAAUGAAAUUGCAAAGUGAAAUGCUCGUUUGCCGCUUACAUCUCAGCUGACCAAAGGCUGAUGAAACACUGAACAAAGAGAAUUUACAAUACGAUAAUAGUUAGUAGUGAGGGAAAUUGUACCAAAGGUAGACGUAUACAAUGUUAGAUACGUAGUAUAUAUUAUAUAUAUAUAUAUAAAUAAUAUGUCCCGUAUUCGUAAAAAUGUGUAGAGUUUACCAAGCCUGACAUAAGAUUUUUAUAAUUUUUAUCAACGUUUCUUUUACGUUUGAAAAAGAAAUAUCAAGUCGAUAACAAAUUGCUUUAUAUUUUCUAUAACAUUAGUCGAUAGAAAAUUUUAACGUGAUUGCAUAGGUCGAGAAUAAGGUUCGCUUGCGUGGGGCGAUUUAAGAUGCGCAAAAAAUGAUUGAUAAGGACAGAAAUAUUAUUAUUUAUUUAUGUGUGAUGUAAAGAUACGCAAAAGGCAUUUAGUUACGCUUGUUUAAAGAAAGGUUUUAAAUUAUUAAACGUUUUGACCUAUCCAAAAUUUCGUGCAAUCCGGCCAGAAAAAGAUAGGACACCGAAUAUAUAUCUCCUACAUAUAUAAACGCUAGAGGAGGAAAAUUAAUAUUUAAGUAACACUCGCCGUUAUCGCGUUGAUUAAGACUACAGCGAGAAAUGGUAAUAGCAACUUUCAAUAAUGUACGUACACUUAUCGUUUCUCUUGCAAUUGCUUGUAAUUAAAAAAAAAAGUAAUUUAACAGGCAAAUUGAAAAGGGCUGUCACGUUCUGACAAGUAUAGUUUCGUCCGUUUUUCGGUCAACACAUCUAAGUACCGGGGAUUUGGACUCGAUUGCGUGUGAAUGGAAUAAAUAAAAUUUAGUCUUCCGGACCGAAAAGGUAACGGGUUCGGUAAACUUUGCAUACGAGGAUCAGAUUUAUUAAUAGUCGUAUAGUUCGGAUAAUCGACAUCGAAAUCUAUUGGAAUCAAUUUGUAAUUCUGUGAUUGCUUAAUUCUGGGAUUGUGCUCGGGUUCAAGUUCGGACAACCUGAACAAAAACGGCGUAAGGUCUUGACAGUUGAUUACUGCCUGCUUAAUUUGGAAUUUAACUCGUUUGAUUUGAGCACGUUUGCCUCCUACUCUCUUAGGCAUUGAGUGGAAGUAGAGAUAUAAUUUCUUAUCCGCUACACCUUUUGUCAGCGAUCAGAGAGAGGUAGAUACUUCUAAUCGCUACGCUCUUCGUCAGCGAUUAGAGGGGGGAGGAUAUGUUUGUUCGCCACAGUCUUUGGAAGCGAUCAGAGAGAGGAAUGAAUGUGAAUGGAGUUGACUCAAAAUCCUGAAAGUUUCGUUAACUUCACCUUUUAUUCUAGCUUGAUUACAGAAGGGUAUAACUCGGUCUAAACGCGUUACUUUCUAAGUCCGCGCGAGGUGUUUAGAGAUUUUUCUAAGUAUUGCGACUGUAUGUUUAGCCAAUAGCCGAGACUUUAAGUCAGACUUGUCCAAUAUUUGGGUUCUAAAGAUUUCUAACUUCAACCGCUGAAUACUGACUGAAUAGAGAAUGAGAGCUCUAAAAAGGUUGGGUUACACAAUUGCCCAGACUAAAACUGAUUAUGACUCCCGUUAGAAAAGCUGAUUAUGACUCGCUACGUGCCGUCUUGCGCUCUUAUUUACAUCCGAAAUGGCACGAACCUCCCCUGCUGGAGCCUCUCACCAUUUGGGACUUAUUCUAAUAAAGGGAGAAGGUCUUAUCUUUUAAGAAGGUUUAUCCUAACAUGGUCCAGCGUUCGGUGACACUUGGUUAAUCCCCUUGCGGGGGUGUCAAUUAUAAACUAUAAAUACACGGCCUCCGAAGAGACGGGUGUUCCAAGAGGUUCUCUACUCGGCUAAGAAUCGAUACGGAAAAUAAUUUGAAGCAGAAUUUCAAUAUUGAAGGACUUUCGUCCGUACGUCGCAGGGCUUUAGAAGUUACUCCGCGAUAAUGGUGAUUCACACGACUCUCUUGCUCCCAUACGGAGGAAAUAAAUAGAAACCAAGCUAUAUUUUUUAACCGCAGCGCGUUCAAUAUUUUAUUACCAAAGAGUUUCUCGAUACUAUACGUAUGGAAAAGUAUAGACUAACACGCGCGUGUGUCGAAUACGGCAGCCGAAUGUGCAUUUAUCUACAAGAGUCUUUGAUGUGUAUAUCGUCAGCGUAACGAUGUGUGUCGAUAGAAUAUGAUUUCACAUCACACGAUAUGUGUCGAAUUAAUGUACCUACGUAGAAUGUAAAUAUCUUUUUGUAUUGUCCUUUUAUAUUUUAUAGGAGAGAAUAUUGAAUAAUGAUUCACGUGUCCCCAGUCAGA